AUGGCUCUUACGUUGCCAUUGAUCUUCCUCUUGUUAUCCCAUUUCUUCUUCCCUGGGGUCGAACCGACGAGCUUUGUUAUGGUGAACAAAUGUGAAUACACAGUCUGGCCGGGACUUUUAUCCAACGCCGGGGUUCCUCCGCUUCCGACUACUGGCUUCGUUCUCCAAAAAGGCGAAGAGCAAACCAUCGAUGCUCCAGCUUCAUGGGGCGGUCGUUUCUGGGGAAGAACACUCUGCUCCACCGGCACCGACGGUAAAUUCUCCUGCGCCACCGGAGACUGCGGCUCCGGGACACUAGAAUGCUCCGGAUCCGGCGCAACCCCACCGGCGACGCUAGCUGAGUUCACACUCGACGGAUCAGGAGGUCUAGAUUUCUACGACGUGAGCCUCGUGGACGGGUACAACGUUCCCAUGCUCGUCGUCCCUCAGGGAGGAUCAGGACAGAACUGCAGCAGCACUGGUUGUGUCGUGGAUCUGAACGGUUCGUGUCCGACGGAGCUGAGGGUGACGAGCGUCGACGGAGCGAAACAGUCGAUGGGUUGUAAAAGCGCGUGCGAAGCGUUUCGGACGCCGGAGUAUUGCUGCAGCGGCGCGUUCGGGACGCCUGACACGUGUAAACCGUCUUCGUACUCGUUGAUGUUCAAGAACGCGUGUCCACGUGCGUACAGCUACGCUUACGAUGAUCAGAGCAGUACCUUCACAUGCGCUAAGUCCCCUAACUACGUCAUCACCUUCUGUCCGUCUCCGAACACAAGUCAAAAAUCAUCUCAAGAUCAGAGCCCAGAUCCGAAACCGACGUCGACUCCUGCCGGAGGAAGUACGACGUGGUCGCCGGCUGAUACAUCGAUGAUAUACGAAGGAGCUUUGGAUCAGAGCAAAGCAUCACCUUCCACGUCUCAUCUUUCGUUAUGUGGAAUCACAGUCACACUUGCGCUGGCAUUUUGUCGGAUGUGGUGGCUCUUUUGA
Brassica rapa (field mustard) is the source of this 966-nucleotide messenger RNA. Its product is annotated as thaumatin-like protein 1b. The record is from RefSeq and is marked provisional. NCBI's taxonomy places the organism in Eukaryota, Viridiplantae, Streptophyta, Magnoliopsida, Brassicales, Brassicaceae.